This is a messenger RNA of Lampris incognitus (smalleye Pacific opah), 1863 nucleotides long. It is a transcript of the gene ark2n, whose product is annotated as arkadia (rnf111) N-terminal like PKA signaling regulator 2n. Bases 337 to 1377 code for a protein of 346 amino acids. NCBI's taxonomy places the organism in Eukaryota, Metazoa, Chordata, Actinopteri, Lampriformes, Lampridae. The transcript has 4 exons. The record is from RefSeq and is a predicted model, not a curated record.
UAGUAGUAGUAGUAGUAGUAGUAGUAGUAGUAGAUAUUCCCGGAAGUGGCGCAAUAUUAAUCGCUGGCUGGAGAUCAUUUUUCUCUAUACUGAACACGCCGAUGUAUAAAAGAAGAAGACGAAGAUGACAGCCCCCCCUCCCCUCCAAGCUAGACAGACUUGUGAAGUUGCUAGUGCGGUGCGCUGAAAUAACAGUGUCACUUAAGUUGUACGUGUUUGUAGUUCAUUCGCGUUAAACGAAAAGGGUGUAAGACAGUGAGAAAGUCCAAGAUCUUCGGAUAUUUUGAAAACGAGUGCACGACAUCCUGGUGAGUUCCUCUUUGGGUUCAUCGGUCCAUGUUGGUUGGAGCUCUUUGCUCAACUAGCAGGAAGAUGACUGACUCAGAGACUAACCCAGAGAAGGAACAAGCGUUUGAGGAUGAUGAGAGCCUUCCCGAUACAUCUGUUGAUACAGCGUUGGCUACUACCAGUUCACUACCAGGAAGAAGAGAGGUAGACAGCCCCUCACAAAUAAAGGGUGAGCCAGGCCUUUCUGAUAUGCCUUACCUGAUGGAGGAGCACCACAGAGACUACCCAGAGUCUCAGCAUGCCAUGACAGGGAGUGACAGACUUUUUUCUUUCCAUAAUUCCCGGCAUUACACGUAUUAUGACAUUUUCUCCCCCUCCUCCAGUGGCCACUGGGGUGACUCAGAAUCAUUCACAUCAGGAGAAGAAGGGAGUCUCUCUCGUGGAGGAGGAGUAGAUGAAGAAGGCAAUAUAGUGGCAGCCAGUGACCCUCAGCAGGUAGAAGGAGGGCAAACAUCCCAAGCAGUUACGGGUAGGAGGAGGUCUCGCUCGGAGAGCGAAAUGCCUGUUGAUACGAUGGCUUCAAAGAGAAUUCGUUCCCAGUGUACCACAUCAACAGUAGGCGGGGCAGAAAAGCAGACCAAAGUGAAAAUUCAACAGAGCCAGAAGCACAAGGAGCGUAUGCGUCUGCUGAGACAGAAACGGGAAGCAGCAGUACUAAAGAAGCACAUGCAUGACAGCAGUACAAGUGAGAGCGAGCGUGCCCGUAACUCCAGCAUCAGCUCCACUGAUGAUGAGGUCGAUGAGUACGAAGGUUUACGAGAAGCUGCAGUCAGCACAGACAUCUCAGGCGUAAUUAUUGUCUCUUCAGAUGACAUGGAAACGGAGGGACUGUCCCAAAAUACAAGAUGUUCCCUUCCUGGUGGAGCGGUGAUUAACAGUCCGUGCCCCUGGGAGCCAACUUCAGCGGAGCAGUUUGACAGCACAAUGCUACCUCAGAUCUGGUAUGAGGUCUGGAGGCCCAUGUCACCUGAGCCCACCCGGGUGACCCCUAUCGAGGUGGUGGACCUCACACUGGACGACGAUGACUAGGAAAAAGUUUUACCCUGAAUGAAUAACUUGCACCUGAACACUCCCUUCUAAUUUGUCCAGUCGUUUCUAUCAAAGCCAUUCUGGAGUGAUUCCCUAAGUUUUUUUGUUUUUUGUUUUGUGGUUGUUUUUUUUUUGUUGUUUUUUUUUGGCAAAUGAGAAUUAAAGAAUGGCUCUUAGUCGCUACAUGGUGGCGAAGCACUUCAAGUGCAGAUGACUUUAGACUCUAAUGAAAGCAAUAUUUUCCAUUCGUUUAUACCUCAUUUACCCACAGAAUGCAGCCACUGUGUGGUCUAUGGUGGCAAUUUGUACAGGUAGUCUCCCGGGCUACGAAUGAAUUCCGUUUUUGAGUCUGUAAGUCGCAUUUGUAAGUUGGAACAAUUAUGUACAGUUCACAUCUAGUGUCAAUUAGUUAGAUGUUUGUCUUAGUAUGUAAUUAUAAUUAUACUGUACUGUAGUUAGAUUUAUUAUUACUGCAUUAUUAUAUUU